Vavraia culicis subsp. floridensis is the source of this 1036-nucleotide messenger RNA. RefSeq lists its product as uncharacterized. Gene Ontology annotation, biological process: rRNA processing. The transcript has a single exon. The coding region runs from base 1 to 954 and encodes 317 amino acids. The record is from RefSeq and is a predicted model, not a curated record. Lineage: Eukaryota; Fungi; Microsporidia; Pleistophoridae. Gene Ontology annotation, cellular component: small-subunit processome; nucleolus.
AUGUCGGAAAACCAAAAACUAAAUUUUGAAGACUUUGAUUUCAAGAGUGCGAACAAGCCGAGCGCGGUUCCUAACGAACAGGAAAACUUGAGAAAAAUAAUAAGAGAAAGUGUUUACGGUGAGCAUGAACGUGAAAACGAUGACUCCGUUAGUAUAAAUGCUGUAAUACCAAAAAGUGCUUUGGAACGGACUAUUUUUGAUGCCAUGAAGAACGACAAACAAAGUAUCUUGCUGAUCAGACAGAAGAAAACAAGAUUGGCAGAGUUCGAUAAAAAGAUGAAGCGAAUAAAGCAAAUAAAGAGCAGGAAGUACCGCAAACAUCUUAAGAUGGCAAGAAAAAAUGGAGAGCAUGAUGUUAAAGUUCCGGAUUUUCUUCUUAAAAAUAUUGAAGAGGAGAAGAAAGACAAAGUGUUUUUCGACGAGGAGAUGAGCGAAAAAAUAGGAAAGGUGAUGGUACCGGAGGAAUUGGUUGAUUCUGAAUCAACGGACUCGGAGUGUGAAUUGUUUAAAAAUGACAGCUCGAUUGAAGACGAGCAUCUGGAGGUAUUUAGAAAGGAGAAGAUGGAACAUAUGCAAGAAAAUAUGCCAAAGAAAACGACUAUAGUACUACCCGGUUGGGGUUCGUGGGGAGGACAAGAUAUUGAAACCAAACAAACUCGUUUGAAUACUAUUUGUUCAUCAGAGGAGGGCAUAGCACCGAGGCGACGAAAGGACUUCAAAAUGGGACGUGUAAUUAUUAACGAGGAUGCUCUGAAAAACAAUAUUAAAAUUGAGCUGCCAUACGGCUAUAAAAAACUAGAAUAUGAAGCGCUUCUGAAUAUGCCUGUGGCAAAAGAAUCAAAUACGUUGAAGAUAUUUCAAAAGUUUUUGAAAUCAGGAGAGCAGCACCAAAAUGGUGAUAAGGCUUUUGAUACAUUCGAAUACGCAUCUAAAUAUGAUAAAGAACUGGGAUGAAGCUAUAUGCUUAUCAGAACCGGCAAUCUGAUGGGUCAAGCAAGCAAUAAACACUUCUUCCGGAGUUACAAUAGAACGUGCU